Solea senegalensis (Senegalese sole) is the source of this 3293-nucleotide messenger RNA. RefSeq names its product putative fibroblast growth factor 1. The coding region runs from base 157 to 627 and encodes 156 amino acids. NCBI's taxonomy places the organism in Eukaryota, Metazoa, Chordata, Actinopteri, Pleuronectiformes, Soleidae. Gene Ontology annotation, cellular component: cytoplasm. The record is from RefSeq and is a predicted model, not a curated record. Gene Ontology annotation, biological process: fibroblast growth factor receptor signaling pathway; animal organ morphogenesis; positive regulation of protein phosphorylation. The transcript has 3 exons. Gene Ontology annotation, molecular function: growth factor activity; fibroblast growth factor receptor binding.
ACGCGCAUCCAGCUGCCUGUGUGGUCUCUGCGCUCGUUCACGUGCAUGUAAACACCUGACCACUGCAGGGAGACACGGACGGCGCUGCUGGUGUCUGAUGACAGAAAGAAUUCUCCUUUUUUUCACCCUCCUUUUAUCGGAGCCGUGUGUGCCCGCAUGGCGGAUGUGGGGGUGUUUGCGGCGGAGCGGGAUCAGACUGCGCUGCGGGACUACAGGCGGCGCACUCGGCUCUACUGCAUGAAUGGCGGACAGCACCUGCAGAUCCUGCCUGAUGGGACGGUGCGGGGCCACAGGAGGAAGGAGGAGGAGGAGGAUGCUCACACUGUUUUAAAGAUCAAAGCUGUUGACCGGGGUGUGGUGGUCAUCCAGGGAACAGAAGCGGGCCGAUAUCUGGCAAUGAGCGAUGAGGGACGUCUGUACAGCUCACCCACAGUCACUGAUGAAUCUUACUUCCUGGAGAAACUGGAGGAGAAUCACUACAACACAUACCAGGCUCAGAAAUAUCAGGAGAGGGGCUGGUACGUGGCUCUGAAAAAGAACGGAAAACCUAAGGUGGGUCCAAGAACUCACAUCGGACAGAAGGCCGUCUUCUUCCUGCCCCGCCAGCUGGACGGCUCCGGAGAGUAAAGAUGUUUUUCUCCAACUCUGCUAAAAAGGACCGGAGGCUGCUUAAGGAAAAUAUUUGUUUUUGUGAAAGAAGAUGUGAAGAGGUAUGAAGUGCUGGACUGCAGGGGAAAGCAGUGGUCCUGUUCUGAUGUCUAUUUAUCAGAGAAAUCACGAGCUACACUUUUCCUUUUAUUACUAACAAUGAUCUUUUUCUCAAAAACACAUGUAUUCACAACAUCCACGUCCUAUUUUAAUGAGUGAAUCCAGGUCAUCUCACGUCGACACCAUCACUGGUGUCCAGUCUUCUUUUUAACAUGAAAAAAGAACACGGUACGGAUACUCUGCUGAUAUCAUACUAUUUAUAUUAGUUGUUCUCAAACCAAAGGUCAUUUUGGUUGGUUGUGAGGCAUGAAAAAUAAACACUACCACCUUCUUCUUUUCUUUUCUUUUUGUAGCAGACAGAAAAAAACUGUUUCCAGAUGUGGAUAGAAAUUGGUGGGAAUUGGUAAUUUAUUUCUCAUGAGGCUCUGUAUUGAGGUAUCAUGGCAGGAACUGCUUCAAAAAGAUCACUAUGACCUAAGAGAAAUAUUAAAAACGUCCCGUUUCCUCAUACUUCAUGGCACUGACUUGAAUGUUUAAUGACACACGAUGUAACUCGACGUUCACAUGCUCCAAGUCCUGUCUCGUUCGAUUUUCCUGUCAUUUAUUUCAUCCUGGGGGUGAAAAAUUAAACCAAGUCGAUAAAACUUUCAAUAUAUAAAAGCUUCAAAGUCAUGUAUGGGCAGAAAUAGAGACCACAGCUGUCAGCUGUGAAUAAAAAGUCACAUUAACACAGUUUCACCUCCAGUCUGCUGUUACUUUUCAAAAUGACCCAAAUUUGUGUGAGUGUUGAGUUUUGCCACAGCACUUUAGUUUUCUAACCCUCACAUGUAAAUAACAGCAGAUGAUAAACCUCCUCUCUGGGUUUGGAUUAUAUAAAAAGUCACACACAGCGGUUAUUAUUCCGGACAAGAGAUGAGACUCGUUCAAAGUGACAUUUAUUCAACACUAAACAUUUUCUGUACAGUUUCAUAACAACAAAACCCCAAGACUGCAGCUCUACAUCACACAGAAAUAAGCAUAAUGGGGUCUGUGUCAAAGCCAUGGCAGAAGUAUGCAGUGAAAGAUUCAUGGGAAACAUUUCAAUUUGCUGGAUCAGCCUUAGAUCUAAAUGAACUCCAACUGACAGUUUUUGAUUCAUGAUUAAGUGUGCAGUAUCAUUACUGACUUACCAUUUCCUCCUGAUUAAAAACACACACAAAGAAAAUACAUCUUUCUUUGCUGCAUCAUAAAGUUUAUGACUUCCAUGUGUGAGACUUGUUGAAAACAUCCUUUCUGGGUUUUAUCAGCUAUGUUUCUAAAAGUGCACCUGCAUACAACAUUCUUUGAUAUAUAUUUAAUAUCCACAAAAUAGCUGACAUUUUGCAACUCAUGACGACUUUUCGAAAAAAGAAAAGGAAGAAAAGAAAAGGUUGAGCCCCUUCUCUGCCUAAAAUAUGAACACCGCCCCCAAUUGGUGAAUUAAAUGUUAAGGCAAAGACCAAAUUGGAAAAAGACUCUUGGAUAAUGUGCUCCUAAUGCUUCAGCCAGAUCAUUAGCAGCUGAAACACCGACAGCCAAAGACCGUUUUCUCCAAUUAUAGAGUUUUUUUUGCUGACGGUGACUGUGACUGUGACUCCUAAUCCACUGACUCACUGCUGAGUCACUCAAAGGUCACGCUGUUUUAGGCAACGUAAAGCAGAAAAUCUGCUCCUGCACCUAAUUUUGGUUGCGGUCACUGUUCGAAAACCUGUGUCCCCUCACGGUCAGCUGAGCUGUGCGGGAACCAUCACCUGACUUUUGUUGUCAUGUGGUGUUUAGUUGCUGCUUGUUCUUAUUUAUUUAGAUUUAUUUUCAAAGCAACGUUAUCUUUGAUCUUAUAUGCAACUUAAAAUCUCUUUUUCCAACAAGGUUAGUUUCACCUGUCUCAAUGUACAACAAAACAUUUUAGAGGCAAAGCCGUAACAUUUAACACACAGUUGUCGUGUCAAUGUGCUUUUUGUGUGUGUCGUGUUCAAAGCCCCUGAUGAACAGGUUUUACAAUGUUUAAAAGGUAAAAGGGAGAAAAAAAACACUGCCAUCUUCUGGCUAAAAAGGGCAACACUAUUUAAAGCCAACAGGUGAGUGGACUACUGUACUGUGUUGAUGCAUAUAAUAGCAUUCACAACCUAAUUUGCCUUUUUAAGUGUAUGUGUGGUGUCUACAAACAGCCCAUAAUAGUCACAAUUAAAAAUUUUGUGCAGAUUACACUAACAAGUGUAUUACAUGCUAUGAUCAGCCUUCAGAGUGCUGUAUUAUACAUGAUACCUGUUGGCUUCAAGUGUUACCAACACGAGACUCUCCUACUUAACGGACUUCGAGGGCAGACGCAUGCUCGUAUGCUACCAUCAAAUGAUAUAAGGCAUUACUUAAACGUUACAGACUGAGAUUUAAAUAGCACUUAACAUUCACCACUAAUGAGUACACUGAGGGACUAUUACUGUUAACAUUUUCCCAUUAAGUUUCAAAACAAAAUAAAACAAGUGAUACGAUUCCUGAAUAUUUUAUUGAGACUCAACUUCACCUAUAACUCGUCUGUUGGAUUUCUCGUGGAGCAUCUUCAGUUUCAA